Pecten maximus is the source of this 3686-nucleotide messenger RNA. Its product is annotated as acyl-CoA-binding domain-containing protein 5-like. The record is from RefSeq and is a predicted model, not a curated record. Gene Ontology annotation, biological process: autophagy of peroxisome; fatty acid metabolic process. Gene Ontology annotation, molecular function: fatty-acyl-CoA binding. The transcript has 12 exons. Lineage: Eukaryota; Metazoa; Mollusca; Bivalvia; Pectinida; Pectinidae. Bases 147 to 1616 code for a protein of 489 amino acids.
CGGGCUACACCAGACAUGGUGACAGGGCCAGGGAAAACUCGGGCUACACCAGACAUGGUGACAGAGCCAGGGAAAACUCGGGCUACCGGACUGCCAUUUGUUACUGGAAUGAAGUCUGGAAAUGACCUUUCCAGCCUUCCUAUGAGAUGAUGCUGAAUUUCUACGGAUACUACAAACAAGCAACAGAAGGGCCAUGCACAAAACCUAAACCUUGGGCAUGGGAUGUCGUCGCCAAGAAAAAAUGGGAUUCUUGGACCAAGCUAGGUGACAUGGAUCGUGAACAGGCCAUGACCAGCUAUGUAGAGGAGCUCAAGAAGAGUAUCAAAAUAUGCACAGAAAAAUUGCGUCAAAUGAAUGAGAAUGGCGAUAAAGGGAUAGUGGAAACUAUGCCUCAGGAUCAGGUGGUCAGGGACUUUAUGGUCAAACUAGGAGAUUUUUACGAAGUUGUUGACGAGAAGAUGCCAACAUCACAAGAUGUUGCGUUGGAAGGUGGUCAGGAGAACCUUGACCUUGACCACUCUAUGCGUGUUGACAUUGCACAUCAACUGGAGGAGAAUGACCCAGAAGUGGAGAGUCCAGAGGACCUUAGAUCAGAGGAACUAGAGGAACGUCUCAGGAGAAAUGAGGCACUCGCUGACCAGAUCCUGCAGUUAACAGAUGAAUCAUCACCACUAUUGACCAAUGGUAUGGAGGCAGAGUCCACCAACAGUGGUCAAGGGGACAGUGAGAGUGAGGAGGAGUUCUGUGAUACAUCGGACCAUCCUUCACAGGACUCGGAGUCACCACCUCGUGAAAUCGAGGAAUUGAUGUCAGGUGAAACAGUCAGUGGUCAGAUGUCCACACCAAUCAAGUCAAACAAGACAGGAAACCACGUCCAUUUCAACAAUAGUAUGACAGUUCAUUCUGGACACCAAAUCACCCAACAGGUCAUGUCACCAAUAUCCAAAUCAAACCUUAACACAAACGAACAGUUAAACAUUCCAGCGUCUUUUCCAUUCCAUGGUGUAAAUAGUAACACAAGACAAUUAUCUGAGAGCAUGUUGACACAUGGUGCUUCACCAGACUCACAGAAUGUCUCCAUGGAGAGUGUGCCAGAUGGUAACUACCAGGACAGGUCGACAAGUUCAUUGGAGGAUUCAUCAUCUGGACAGGCAGAAAACAUUGGUGAUCGUGACCAUUUUAAAACAGCAGGAAGUAAAGUUCAGGGGAGACCACUCUUGAGGAAUCAUUCACAGCAGACCGGAACAGGGACCAGAACAGGUUUGUUUAUGGCCCAGGGUGGGGCAGGUGAGCCUAUACCCAGAGCGUCUAGCAGUGGCAGACGUGGCGAGGACAAGCCUCAGUCUGGAAAGGAGGGUAACGACCAGCUGGCAGUAACACUGAUGCGACUACAACAAGAUAUGAACAGAGUGCUGGCACGACUGGACAGUGUAGAGUCUGCAGUGCUGCAAAACAGAUCACAGGGUGACCAGAAAGUACAAGGAUCGAUAUGGAAUUCAAAAUGGUGGCCGUUUCCUUCGUUGACGGGGAGGACAUUCUUUUUUGUGUUUGUUUGGCCAUUUGUUGUUCACUGGUUGUUGACAAGGAUGUUCAGGAGACGAAGGCAAAACCGAUAAGGAAGAUUUUACAGAAUCAAAACCGAUAUUGUGCCAAAUUCUGAAUCAUAACCUUUGAUGGGACAACACAAAUCAGCAGUACUGACUGGAUAUCCCAUGAGUCCAAUUCGUGUAUGAGAGAACUGUCUGAGCACUAUCUAGCCUGUCUGCUAUCCUGUAUGGAACAAUGCUAAGUACCACAGAUGGAUUUGUGUUAUCUCACCGAUGUAUAUAACCAGUAAUUCUGUUUUAUUAUCAGAUAAUGAUUUCUAUCUCUAUUUGAAUUGUGGAAUAGGUUCCAUCCAAAGAAAUGCUGAAAACUUAUAUGAUUUGGAUUUUGGAAUAUCAAUUAAUUCAUUAAUGACAAUUCAGUACUCACUUGUUAGCUUGAUAAUCAGUCCAUUAAAUUUUUAUUUUGCAGAGGUUUAAUUGAGGGAUGGAAGAUAAUAAUAACAUAUGCAUAUGUGGUGGUUAUAUGUGGUGGUUUAAAACAUUCUCACUUUUUGAGAUCAUCCAUGUAAAAGUUAUAUACUGUACCUAAUUUUACUCCAGAAUGUUUGAUCUCUAAAAAAUUAAAAUGUCAGAAAGUCAUUUUGUUCUCAUAGGUAUGUGCUCAAUUAUAUAAAUGUGAGUUGUUCUUACCGUUUGUUUAACCAAUUGGAAUACUUGUUUAGUAAACAUAUCUUUGAAUCAGUUGUUGAAUAUUUCAUGAUUUGGUGAUAUUAGAUGAUUUAUUGCAUUUGUAUGGUAUCUUAUACAGAGGUAUUUCUUCUGCUUAGGUUAAAUGUUGAUAACAAGUCUGUACAGUGUACAGUUGUUCUGCUAUCAUUGUGAAGGGCAUGUUUAAUAAAUUGGUUGUUUUAAAGUCUGGUCAGAUAAUCAAAGGAAUCCCAAACUUAUGUUCAAUUAAAGGAAUCCCGAACUUAUGUUGAUAGACCUUGUUUUAUCAAUGUUUGAUAUUUGAUGUUAACACUAGUCCAUGUACUGUCAUAUUAUCAAACAUCUUAUAUGGAGAUGUCACCCUCUUCAAAUGAUGGUGAAUUUCCUGAGCAUAAUAAUGUUUCUCUUUUAAACCAUUGUUAAACCUAUGUGUAUUACCAAACUUUGUAGUACACAAUGCAACACAUAUAAAUGUUUUAUCUAAUCGGUCAAUAUUUGUUUGUGUUGCCCUGUCCAACUCUGAUCCAUUCCAGCCAUUGAAAUACUUGCAUUAGUGUUCAUUUCAAGAUAGUUUUGUAGGUAUCUGUGAUAUAUAUUUUGUGUAAAUCAGCAUUUUGUUUGUGGGUUCAUUGAUUGUUAAUUAAUUUGUUUUUGUGAGAUAUUUAUCAUUGAUGAACUAAGUUGAGGUGAAUAUGUGGUUAUAUCAACCUGAAAACGACACAUUAACUACAAGAGUUUUAGGUUUACAUGACUACUGAUGAACUGUGAAAAUGACAUUCAGUCUUGAAUAGUGUUACAUUUUGUAUUUAAAUGAUAAAGUUCUUUUUCUUUUAAAAGGUGGCAUAUCAAAAUUAUCAAUGAAAAAAUGUACCACAUUUGAUAGAUUAUAUUGUGACUGAAGGGAUUCAUGUACAUAUAUAUCUUAUGUUGUUUGUCAAGUUCUCAUUAGGAUAGAGUAUUAUUAAAAUUGUUCAGAUGUUACAUGCAGCAAUGAACUAUUGAAAAUAAAAGAUUUGUGUUGCAAGAAAGUUUGAUGAUGAAAAUAUGCUUUGCUUUCUUUUCAUUUUGAUGGAAUCUGAUUAUCCCUUCUGAUGACCUACAUAUUGUGUGAAGGUAGGGGUUGUUACAAUGAUACUCUUUCUGUACAAUCCUGAAGUGUGAGUGAACUACCGUGUGAUUGAUAGGUGUUUUAAGUGUAUCAGAAAUGUCAAAAGAUGGGUCAAAUUAUCUUUAUUUUAUCCACCAAUUUGCUUGUAUGUUGUUGGAAAUUCUAAGAAUAAAUGAGAUUAUUUUGUAUGAUUAACUUAUUUGAGUAUUGGGUGAUUUGACAUUAAGGCAAUGUUGAGAAUGCUUGUAUAAUGAAAGAUCAUGGUGGUGAGUUAAUUACAAUGAACAUUUCUGUCUGCAGGUUCAAUAAAGGAACUAUUUUAA